Molecule: messenger RNA, 1408 nt
Organism: Clunio marinus
Lineage: Eukaryota; Metazoa; Arthropoda; Insecta; Diptera; Chironomidae
Source: the annotation of a GenBank genome assembly
UGUUUACAAUAAAAAUAUUGCGGUUUUACUAUCAACUUAGUUUCUUUAUCCAAAAAAGAAUAAAACUACCAAGAAAUUAAGAUGUUGAAAGCUGUCAUAUUAGUUGGAGGAGAUAACAAAGGGACUCGCUUUCGGCCUUUGUCACUAGAUAUCCCGAAACCCUUAUUUCCAAUUGCUGGCUUACCCAUCAUUGAACAUCAUAUUCAUGCCUGUAGUGCCAUGUCAAACCUUGAAGAAAUUUUAAUCAUCGGAUCAUAUCACAUCAAUGAAAUGAUAACUUUCCUCAAUGAAGUGAAAACUAAAUAUCAUGUCACAAUUCGCUACCUUCAAGAGUUUGUUGAGCUUGGAACAGCUGGAGGUAUAUAUCAUUUCCGAGAUCAGAUCAGAGCUGGUAACCCGGAAUGUUUCUUUGUACUAAAUGGAGAUGUUUGUGCUGAUUUUCCAUUACAACAACUUUAUGACUUUCAUAUCACUAAAAAAGAUGCUUUAAUUUCUAUUCUGAGUACCGAAGCAGACCGUGUUGAGUCUGUAAAUUACGGAUGCAUUGUGACAGAUAAAGGCACUGGUGAAGUGACUCAUUAUGUUGAAAAACCAAGUUCAUACGUGUCACCGCUUAUCAAUUGUGGAGUUUAUCUUGCGAAUAUUGAAAUCUUCCCUCAAAUUGCAACAGUUUUUUAUUCAAGACCGAAAAACGAAAAUUUUUCAGGAAAUGGUAGCGGAAAUGGGAAAGACCAGGGACAUAUUCAAUUGGAACAAGAAGUUUUAACACCAUUGGCUGGUUCAGGAAAAUUAUAUACGUUGACAUUGAAUAUGAAGUGGGCUCAAGUUAAGAAUGCUGCCUCGGCAAUUUACGCAAAUCGUCAAGCUCUUGAACUUCGUCGCAAAAGUCAUCCGGAAAAGUUUUCUGAUCAGUUUAAUUGCACAAUCAUUGGAAAUGUUUUCAUUCAUCCAACAGCCCAAAUAUCCGAGACAGCUGUUUUGGGCCCAAAUGUUAGUAUAGGAAAAGGUGUCAUAAUCGCUGCGGGUGUUCGUAUUCGUGAAUCUAUAAUACUUGAUGAUACAUUUAUUGAUGAACAUACGCUCAUCAUUCAUUCCAUCAUUGGAAGAAAGACUAAAGUUGGAAAAUGGUCACGCAUUGAAGGCACAGCUGUUGAUCCAGAUCCAAACAAACCUUUCGCAAAGAUUAAAAAUCUGCCAUUAUUCAACACAGAAGGUAAAAUGAAUCCUUCCACUACUAUUCUUGGACAUAAUUCAUCAGUGGCUUCAGAAAUCAUUCUUUUGAAUUCUAUUGUGUUGCCAAGCAAAGAGCUCGGUAGAAGUUUUAAAAAUGAAAUUAUUUUGUAAGCUUUACAGCAAUAUUAAUUUUAUAAAACCUGAAAACUCCAAAGUUUAGAAGUCUAAUAAAGCU